AAGAGAAGCUACUGGCACAUGAAUUGUUAUGAUUACAAGUAUCUAGUUAUUUCAUCAUCAAAAGAGAAUCUGAUGACAUCAUCCUUCACAGAAGCCUGAAAUAAUAAACACACAAACCAGAGAGUGCUAUAGAACCAAUACCCAAAGAAACUACAGAGGAUGUAUCGGUGCUGGUCUGUGGAUACUCCACCAGAAGAAUUAAUGCUAUCAGACUGGUUUUUUCCCAAUGCAUCCAUGAACUUGACUACUACCAAGUGGUCAGCUCCGGUUGUGUGGCAUGGCACUUACGAUGAGGGAAUAUUGGAAAAUUAUUAUGCAAAGCAUAAAAUUACAGUGGGGUUGACUGUGUUUGCUGUGGGAAGAUACCUUCACUACUAUUUGAGAAGAUUUCUAUUAUCUGCUGAUCAGUAUUUUAUGGUUGGCCAGAAAGUCAUAAUUUAUGUCCUGACAGAUGAUUUCUCCAACAUGCCAUGGAUACCACUGAGCCCCCUCCACACAAUCAAAGUUUUUGAAAUUAAGCAAGAGAAGAGAUGGCAAGAUGUCAGUAUGAUGCGCAUGAAGACCAUCAGCGAACAUGUUGUAGAUCACAUCCAAUAUGAAGUUGACUUCCUCUUCUGCAUGGACGUGGAUCAAAUCUUCUUAAGGAAAUAUGGAUUGGAGACUCUGGGGGAGUCAGUAGCUCAGAUACAUGCUUAUUGGUAUAAUGCAAAUCCUAUAGAUGUACCUUACGAGAGAAGUCCAUUCUCAGAAGCAUAUAUACCUGUUGGUCGGGGAGAUUUUUAUUACCACGCUGCUGUAUUUGGUGGCACUCCGAUUCAGGUUCUCAGUAUUGCUAGGGAGUGCUUAAAAGGAAUCAUGACUGACAAGAGAAAUAACAUUGAAGCAGUGUGGCAUGAUGAAAGUCACUUAAACAAGUAUUUCUUUCUCCAUAAACCCACUAAACUCUUAUCACCAGAGUACUGCUGGGAUUUUCGUAGAAAACAUAAUGCUGAUAUUAAGUCUGUCAAACUCUAUUGGGCUGUUAAGAAUUAUAAAAAUCUUAGAGCAACAGUAUAAUUUUAUAGCCCUUCGUUCAUGUUUCUGAAGUUAAGAGCAUCUUUUUGUCUCAUUCCUUAGAAAGUGAGCACUUGACAAAUUUUAGCACUAACAAAAUGGCAAGCCCACCAACACAGCAUACUCAUACUUUUCCUCACAUUCAUUUUGAAUCAUAUAACAUAGGAUGUAGCAAUUGCAGAAUGAAUAUAUUGACAUCAGAUGGAAAUAUAGUGAUUUCAUAUCCUGUGUGAACGUUGAGGAACUAUUAUUUGUUGGAUCACAUUGAACAAAAUAGAAUCUGUCACAAGAAAAUGAAACCUGAAAUAUUUUUGUUGAUCCAAGUAGACAUACAUUUCUCAUAUUGUUUAAGGAAAGCGAUUAUCUAGAGGUGUGGAUAAGAGGAAGUCACUGCAACUAUAUUAGUCUACUUUCUAUAUAAAACUGUGAGGACAUUAGAGCUGCCAGCAGAUGAGCAGACAGUUACUUAGGAAACUUUGAGUCAUUCAAAAAGAACUAUGUAUUUUAAAACUACAAAGCUGUUUGUUACAAAAACUA
Molecule: messenger RNA, 1590 nt
Organism: Diceros bicornis minor
Lineage: Eukaryota; Metazoa; Chordata; Mammalia; Perissodactyla; Rhinocerotidae
Product: N-acetyllactosaminide alpha-1,3-galactosyltransferase-like
Exons: 5
Coding region: 160-1056 (298 amino acids)
Biological process (GO): carbohydrate metabolic process
Cellular component (GO): Golgi apparatus; vesicle; membrane
Molecular function (GO): hexosyltransferase activity
Source: RefSeq, a predicted model, not a curated record